Molecule: messenger RNA, 3593 nt
Organism: Gasterosteus aculeatus aculeatus (three-spined stickleback)
Lineage: Eukaryota; Metazoa; Chordata; Actinopteri; Perciformes; Gasterosteidae
Source: RefSeq, a predicted model, not a curated record
CAGAAGCUGUAGUCGUAGAAGACACUUCCACUUUAGAAUUAAAUAAAAAUCGACAAGAUAAAUAAAAAAUCUACGUGCAAAACAAUGAGAGUGAGCCGCAGAGAAGCAGUUGUGUGUGUCUGUGUGUGCUGGUAGUUUUGUUAGCUUGAACAAUCAGAAGUGUGCCUCAAGUUACAGGACAGAGACCGCUGCUUUGCUUAUGUUAAGCCCCAGUAUUUUAUUUAAGAUGGAUACAUGUACACUCUGAACUUUUCAUUUUUAAAGAGUUCCCAAGCAUCAAUGUCUCAGUUGUUUUGAGAUGUCAUAUAUUCUUUUGAAUACAGUCCACCUUGUUUAUGGUUGUCAGGAAAAUCCAUUCCUGACAAGAGAUGUGUUUUAAAAUACACCACAGCUUACAACAGGGAUGAGCAUUUAUUGUGCAUUCUCAUAUAAUGGGGAUUAUGUAGGCUUUUGGGGCUUUAGUUGGAUCCAUGAAUAUAUGACACCGGAACGGUUUGAAUUAAACAUGUUGCUUCAAUUACAAGAGAAUAUUUCCAGCUUUUGCAUCCUGUUUUCAUUCAGAAUGUCUUUGUGGCCUGUUGAAAAGACACGCAGAACGAGACGUUGUCCUGCCAGAAAAGGAAUAUAUAUGCCUGUUGUAUAAAGUUUGCGGAUAUUUGAAGAUUGUUUGAUCAUAACUGCAAGAUGAAUCUUUUGGAUUUGAUUUUCAAAGGGACAUUAUUACUGCUACUUUGGAUACUCCAGUGAGGAAGGAUAUACUCCCACAGUUAGGACAGAAUGACAGAAUGUCUGCCUUUUUAAUUUUAGGAACAUGUAACAUCACUGGGAAAAUAUUGUAUCCAUAGAUACAAGGUAGUUUUUCGCCACUUAUUGUUUUGUUGUACUUUGUAAACAAAAUAUACUUGUUCUUUUUGUUGUGUCCGGGGGGUUCACUCGUGUCUCUGAAAGUGAAGGCAUACAUUCAACACAGCAUACGAUGAUGGCGCUCCCUUGUCUGGAGUUGCCGGCACAAAAUCACAUGUUAACUCUCUCCACAGUUUGAACACUGUAAUUGAGAAAAGUAGAGUACAUGGAGCAGGAUACAAGAGACAGGAGGAGAAAUAUGUUUAAGAAGGAUGAUCGCGGACUAAUAAUAGGGUUUGUCGUACUUUGUGCAUGUUCAAACAUCCAGUGAACAAUAUCAAAAAGCAUGCUGCAACUGAGAAGAAGGUUAACACCAAUUGCAGGAUCUAGCCAAGGAUCCCCUGACCCCUCCAUAUCUCCACGCUGCUGCAAUGAAUAGCGGGCCUGAUUUUGAGUCUUCCCUAAUUACAAGGCAUGACAUGGUGAGGGAAAACAAGGCUGUUAAAAAGCAGAUGUCUGCACCGGGAUUGUUAUUUUCAUGGCGCGAGGUGAUAUGUUGCCGUGUACGGUUUUACACGCAAGCUGAAAAUGCAUGUUAUCUGAUUAAAGUGGGCGUCCGGGGGCCCGUGCUGCAUCUACAGUCUCUAGGUAAAGAGGGGAUAUUUACCGCACAGCAGGAACACUUUGCACUCAGCCUGAGGGAGUCGCCGCCGACGUGAGGAAGGGAAGAAGCAUCGUGUCUGACCUACCAGCCGGUGGGUGUAUCGUACCUACUGUCCAUUUCAAAAGCAGAGCAGCAGAGAGAAGUAGAUUCGUAGGAAAUGAGCGUACUCCAAUGUCAUACUGUCAGUGUAUGACAGCUUGACUUCAUGUGUUUUUGUUCCAUCAGGGAUCAUGUGGACAGCGGUGCUCCUUCUCACUAUGGCAAUAGUGGAUCUGAGCGUCAGCCAGCAUUACAGCCAGUGGCUGUCCCAGCUGCGUGGGCGGCGGCAGCCCCUCGGCUGGGGGGCCGAGGACGCGGACUGCCCCCUGGAGUGUGACUGCCCACCGAGCUACCCCACGGCGAUGUACUGUAACGGUCGAAACCUCCAGCAUGUCCCGAACGUCCCCUCCCACAUCGAGUACGUCUACCUGCAGCACAACCAGAUCGCGGGCAUCCGGGACGGGGUGUUCGACGACGCCCCCAACUUGGUCUGGCUCAUGCUGUUCAACAACCGGCUCGACUCGGACAAGAUCGGCAAGAGCGUCUUCGGCAAGCUGAAGCACCUGGACCGCCUCUUCUUGGACCACAACGAACUCACACGGGUGCCCCCAAACCUGCCGAAGUCCAUCACAGAGCUGCGACUUGGUCACAACAAGAUCUCAAAAGUUGUCUCCAGCUCGUUCGAGGGAAUGACCAACCUCACCGCCCUUCGGCUCCAAGCGAACGUCCUAGAGGACGUUGGAGGUGCGUUGGAGGGACUGAAGUCUCUGACCAUGCUGGAUGUGAGGCAAAACAAGCUGAGGAAAGUCCCAGACAAGCUCCCAGAGGCCCUGCAGCAGCUCUACCUGGAGUUUAAUGACAUAGAGAGUGUGCCGACGGGCUUUCUUACCUUGAAUCCCAACCUGCAGUUUGUCCGUUUGGCUCAUAACAAGAUAACAGACAAAGGACUUCCGUCCAAUGUCUUCAAUGUCAGCACGCUGGUUGAGCUUGACCUUUCGUUCAAUAAACUGGAGAAGAUCCCUGUGGUCAGUAGGAACCUGGAGAACCUUUAUUUACAUGCCAAUAAGAUCAAAGAGUUCUCCCUGAGCAGCUUCUGCGGUCCGAUCAGCAUGACAAACUUCUCCAGGCUGAGAAUGCUGCGUUUGGAAUCCAACGAGAUCAGCGCCAAAGACAUUCCUGCCGAGGCGGCCUACUGUUUGCGGCGUGUUGCCUUCAUUGAUGUGUAGCUCUCUCUCUCUCUCUCCCUGUCUACCCGGGGUGUUACUCAACACUCCCUGCUGUUAUAUUUACCAUGUAACCCGUCACAGUCCACUACAUCACACACGUUUAAGAUAACGUGUUUCGAAACAGUUAUGAGAGCUACUAUUGUUACUCAGAAUGAUGAACUGCUCCGGGAUUCAACAGGAAAUUCCAGAGGUGUCUAAUCACGUAUCCAGAUGAGCAAUGGGGAAGGGUUUAAUCCAUCGCACAAACUAAUUACAUCAGUUUUAGGAUGCUGGCAAAAAUAACAGGGAGAAUGAAUGUGAUCAAGCCUUAUGUUUAGGUGCCAACAAGUUCUGCUGCUGACCUGUCUGGCAAAAUAGAACCUGUGUAAAUCUGUCAUCAAUGUGAGAGUCAGUCUUUGCUCCCACCAAGUGGCACAAGGUGAUAAAACAACAGGUUGAGUAACCUUCAUCUGUAAAACGUCACGUACCAUAUCUUCACUAACAAAACCGUUUGACUGCUACAAUGUUUCCAUCAACAUUUAAACAUGUAUUUAUAAAAUGUGAAAAACAUGUGUUUCUCCUCAAAGAGCCCCUGAAUUAUUCAAGGAUAAUAACUAACCUUUUGAGGAUUUUUUUCUUUUUCAAAAUACUUUUUAUGGAGUGAAUUUGGAGCAAUGUUUAUCAAAGACAAAUGUGAACUUGACAGCAAGCUAAUGUCAGGAUUUAUGAGAUCACUUUGUAUCCACCAUUGACAGCUCUGAAAUGUUUUUGUGUAAAGGGAAUGUUUGUAUCUAUUAUCACAUCCUAAAAAUAAAGAAUGAAUCACCUUCUGGAGUAAUUUG